UCCUUCAACACGUAGACGACAGAAUCUGGGUGGAUUUUAACUCCAGUUCUGAGGCCGGUUGAGAAACAGGAGCAUGGAACAUGUGACAGGUCACGUCGACCUCGCAGCCCGCGGGUCAAGGUCACAGGACGAUCCUGUAGAGGAAAUGGAAAGAGACGCAGCAAAACAACUGGAGACAAUUACAGCGAUAUUGUAUAUUACAGCAAAAUGACUGAAAUCAAGAACAAAUGACCCAAAACCACAAAGUAAACAGGCCAGAAUCAGAACCUUCAUAUACAGAAGGAGCCCGGUUCAGUGAAGCACCACCUGCUUGGGCAGCGUCACCCCAGACUUAAGGUCCUGACACCAUAUAUAUACCUGAAUAGAAACGUAUGGGGUCAAAAGGCAACACAAACAUGGAUCAGACUUUAUUCAUUUAGAAGCUGGACACUCAGACUAAAGAACUAACUUUGGUCUCUGCGUCCUGAAAUGAUGGAGAAUUCAACGCCGUUCUUCUAGUUUGUCUGGACAUGACAGGCUCAUGAUGACUGGGCUGGGAGCACUGAAGGUCCUCCCAACUAUAGGAACCAGCAGUGUGUUUGGAAAGAGGAAGCAGCCACGGCAUAUAAACCCAGACCGGAGGCUCAGCCGUCAUCCGACCGGACCCGAGCUUCUGAGACGCAUCUUGGAUCCAGGCGACCUUUGACCUUUGCUCAUCAUGCCAACCAAUGAGAGAGGGCGCUUCAACAAGCCGGUGCCAAAAGCCAACCUGGUUGAAAUCGACGAUUUCCUAGAAUUUGAGCAUUUUGCUGAUGAGGACGGGAGCGAGGCGGUGCCCAGAACUGGACCCGGCGCAUCGGCUGUGUCGGUGCAGAACAUGGACAUGUGUCUGCAGGUCAACAAGUCCAACCACAACACGACGGCGUACAACAACCGGAACCUGGUGGUCCGUCGAGGCCUGGAGUUCAUAGUGCAGGUCACCUUCAGCCGCCCCCUGACGGCCGCAGACGACUUCCAGCUCGAGUUCCUGAUCGGUAAUGACCCUUCGCCCACUUUGGACACCUAUGUGGUGGUGACGUUUGGCUCCCGGCCCGGUGGACCGUGGUCCGGCCGUGUUGUGGAGAAUAAGGGUCAGACCUUGACGCUGGGCAUCACGCCGCCGCCUGACACCAUCGUAGGGAAGUAUCGCAGCUAUGUGGCCGUCAUCCUGCCCAACGGUGUCCAACACACCAAGAGGGACGCCAAGACCGACCUGUACCUGCUCUUUAACGCCUGGAAUAAAGACGACGCUGUGUUUUACGCUGACGAACCAGGACGCAAAGAGUACGUCCUCAGCGACCACGGGGUCAUCUAUCAGGGCUCAUUCGACAAUAUGACACAACGCAGCUGGGACUAUGGGCAGUUUGAGGCCGGCAUCCUGGACGCCUGUAUUUACAUCCUGGACGCGUCCAAGAUGCCGGUGUUCGACCGAGGCAACGUCAUCAAGCUCACCAGGAUGGCGUCUGCCAUGCUCAACUCUCUGGAUGAUGACGGCGUGUUGGUCGGGAACUGGAGCGAUGACUACAGCAUGGGCACGUCCCCGACCAGCUGGACCGGCAGCGUGGGCAUCCUGCAGCAGUACAUCCGGACCGGCUUACCCGUGUGCUUCGCCCAGUGCUGGGUGUACGCCGCCGUCUUCACCUCCUUCCUGCGCUGCCUCGGGAUCCCAUCCAGGGUCAUCACCAACUUCGUCUCAGCUCAUGACAACAACGGCAACAUCGUGAUCAACCUCGUCUUCAACAGCGAUGGAUCCCAGAACACCACUGAGACCAAGGACACCAUCUGGAACUACCACUGCUGGACCGAGGCCUUCAUGACGCGCCCUGACCUGCCAGCCGGCCUCGAGGGCUGGCAGGUGGUGGACGCCACGCCCCAGGAGACCAGCGGAGGGUUCUUCCGCUGUGGCCCGGCCUCAGUAGCCGCCAUCAAGGAGGGGUUGCUCUGCCAUCCUUUCGACCUGAAGUUCUGCUUCGCUGAGGUGAACAGCGUCGUGGUCUCCUCCACCAUAGAUCGCUACAAGAAGGUGACUCCAUUCGACGUGAAUCACAAUUACGUGGGAAAGGCCGUGCUCACCAAGGCCAUAGGCAGCACGUCCAGCGAGAACAUCACCAUCAGCUACAAGUACCCCAAAGGUAGUCGUCAGGACCGCGUGACCAUGGCUCGGGCCCAGGAAUACAUCACUGGGAAGACGCAUCCUGACCUGCCCAAAUCCCUGCUGUCAGUCAAGAUCAACGCAGACCAGGUCCAGGUGGGUGAGGAUGUGAAGCUGGAGGUGGUCUUCACCAACCAGAGUGAAGACUCUGUCACGGUCAGUGCUCACCUGUCAGGCUUGGUCACCUUCUACACUGGAGCCCCAGCCGCCACCGCCUUCAAGAACGAGGACUUCACGGUCACGGUGGACACCAAUCAGACUCAACGUGUGCCGUUUCACAUCAAGGCCCAGGACUACUUGACCGACCAGGCCUCACUGCUCAACCUGAGCUUCUCUGUGAGCGCGCAGAACGAGGGCGAGUCGGUGAGCGCCAUCAAGCUGGUCAGCCUGAAGGCUCCCAAGCUCGGCAUGACGGUGAGUAAAGCAGCUCGGCUGCAGAAGCAGAUGUUUGCCUCCCUGUCCUUCACCAACCCUAUGACCUUCCCUCUGACGGACGUCACCGUGACCAUGGAGUCUUCUGGACUCAUCACCCCGAGGAAACAAAGCUACAGCACAAUCCCUCCUCUGGGCUCCAUCACCUGGACUGAGUCCUUCAUCCCUCAGGUAGUCGGACUCAAAUACAUCACUGCAUCGCUGGACUGCAAAAACCUCCGUGGGGUGACCGGCUUCAUUGCCGUUAGCAUCACUCCUUAACAGGUUCUGACCACACCCUUCAGCACGGCCUCCACCAAUUAGCAGUGCCUGGGGCAGGGAGGGGGCGGAGCCAACACAAGAUUUUUCUUUUUUACUCCAGAUAUGAAGCUUUGUAUGACACACGUUUGAUCAUUUUUAUUCAUCAUUAACUGAAAGAAUGAAAGAAAAUAAUCAGUUCACUAAUCAGCCUGUGAUUGUUGACCUACCUAAAUCAGACCAUUGGGAUAUUUUCACGUCUCUCUUUGCUUUUCUAAUGCUCAACAAUAAAAGCACGUUGCCAAGA
This is a messenger RNA of Betta splendens (Siamese fighting fish), 3146 nucleotides long. Its product is annotated as coagulation factor XIII A chain-like. The transcript is spliced from 18 exons. Lineage: Eukaryota; Metazoa; Chordata; Actinopteri; Anabantiformes; Osphronemidae. The record is from RefSeq and is a predicted model, not a curated record. Gene Ontology annotation, molecular function: protein-glutamine gamma-glutamyltransferase activity. Gene Ontology annotation, biological process: peptide cross-linking; blood coagulation, fibrin clot formation. Bases 698 to 2863 code for a protein of 721 amino acids.